AGAGGUGGCGAGAGAAAGAGACCGAGGAGAGAGAGAAAGAGAUAGAAGAAUAAUUCGCGACAUGACAUCGUACCUUUCGUGAAUUGCGAAAUUCCAAAAAGAAUACGAAUCCUCUGAUACGAUUAUUAAUUUCGUAUCGGUUUCGUGCACCCGAGUGGACUAUUAUCGUUUACGAAAGAAUCGUUCUCGUUGAUCGAGACAAACGAUUGGAAUUUGUCGGCUGAAACCUUAGCAAAAUCAUGCUGUCAUGCGAUUUAUUGAAUAUAAUGUAGGUAUAGUUUAUUCAAACAAGGCCUUUAGGGUAUAAUUAUAUUUAAUGUCAGUGAAUGAGUUGGAUGAUUGUUAUUGGUGGUGUGAUUAUUGGACCAAGAGGUAUUGAGACAAUUGGAAUAUAGCAAAGAGCACGCAAAAUGACGAUCGCCACAAGAGGCCAAGGAGUAGGCAUAGACCCUCCUGACAGCCAGCAAAGUACACAGAUGCAUAGUCCACCUGGUCCACAGCAGUUAGCUGACACAAUGUCAGGACUUCAACUCACGGAGAAUGCGGUACAAACAGAAUGCACCAAUGAUACAUUAUCUACAGUAGAGGAUAGUAACCAGCUUCACAGGGAGCCUGAUUUUCCUGUCGCAAAACUCAAUAUGCUUCAUGAAAAAAUAUCUAGUCCACGAUGGGUUGUACCAGUUCUACCAGAUCAAGAGUUAGAGUGCCUGUUACAAGCCAGUAUCGAUCUUUGUAAAAAAGGAAUUGAUGUACAAAGUGAAGCAUGUCAGCGCUUUUUUCGCGAAGGGCUCACAAUUUCUUUUACCAAAAUACUGACUGAUGAUGCAGUAAAUAGUUGGAAAUUAAAUAUUCAUAAUUGUAUUAAUGCAAAUUGUGAGCGGUUAGUGGAACUAUGUGUCUUGAAAUUGGAGGAGGACUGGUUUCCUCUUCUUGAUUUGCUAGCAAUGGUUUUUAAUCCUAGUAACAAAUUUCACACAUUUAAUGCUGCAAGAGUUUCGGAAACUGUUCCCCCUGGCAGCGAUAUUCCCGAUGAAGAACUUUAUGCACGGCCACCUGCUGAUUCAAGAAGUCCUCGUGGUUGGCUAGUGGAUCUUAUAAAUAGGUUUGGAAGUCUUAAUGGAUUUGAAAUUUUGCUCUCUAGAUUUCAGAGCGGUCGAAAUUUAACAGUACCAGUUAUUUAUGCAUUGAUUAGACCUUUUGGUUUAUGUUAUGAAUUGCUUACAGUUCACACGAUUGUUAAAUAUCUAAUGCCUAUCGUGGAAAUGAUAUCUAUAAUUUUGAAUAAUUUGACCGACGAACAAUUAAAGAAGGAAGCGAAAAAUGAAUCAAAAAAUGAUGCAAUAUCAGCCAUAAUCAAAGCAGCUAAAUGUUUAGUAUCUCGAGUACCACAUCAAGAUGAAAUGAUUAAAAAUUUGGGAAUUUUGCGAUUAAAAAUGAUUUUAAGACUUUUACAAAUCUCUUCAUUUAACGGGAAAAUGAAUGCAUUAAAUGAAGUGAAUAAAGUAAUCACCACUGUUAGUUUUUAUCAGCAUCGAAAUGCGAUUGUUGAAGAAGAAGAAUGGCUUACUGCGGAAUGUAUGGCUAAAUGGAUAAAAGAGAACGGAGUAUUAGAGAUCGUCUUAAGAGAUUCGUUACAUCAGCCUCAAUACGUUGAAAAGUUAGAAAAGAUUUUACGCUUUAUUAUAAAAGAACGAGCAUUAACUUUAGACGAUUUGGACGCUGUUUGGGCGGCGCAAGCUGGGAAGCACGAAGCAAUUGUAAAAAAUGUUCAUGACUUACUUGCUAAACUUGCUUGGGAUUUUAGUCCUGAACAACUGGACCACUUGUUCGAACGCUUUCAGAUGAGUUGGAAGACUGCUAAUAAGAAACAAAGAGAAAAGUUAUUAGAAUUAAUUCGGAGACUAGCAGAAGAUGAUAAGGAUGGAGUAAUGGCACAUAAGGUCUUAACUCUUUUUUGGAAUUUGGCUCAUUCCGAUGAAGUACCUACAGAAAUCAUGGAUCAAGCUUUAAAGGCUCAUGUAAAAAUUCUGGAUUAUUCGUGCUCACAAGAAAGAGAUGCUCAGAAAACAAUUUGGUUGGACAAAUGCGUGGAAGAAUUAAAAAAUGGCGAUAAAUGGGCUUUACCUGCGUUGAAACUAAUUCGAGAUAUAUGUUGCCUUUACGAACUAAAUCCACAUAUUUCAUGUCACAAUCAGCGUAAUCAUCAUUACCGGCAAGAUGUUAUAGAACGGCUUCAAGCGCAACACUCAGCAGUAAUUUUAGUGACAAAUAGUUUAACGAAUUACAUGAAUAAAAUGAGACAGUUAGUUAAAGAAAAUCCGGACAUUGAUGUGAAUACUUAUAUGCCCGAUGGACGCUAUAAUCACAUUAUGCAAGUGCAAGAAAGGCUUUAUUUCUUACGUUUCUUGUUAAAGGAUGGUCAGCUUUGGUUAUGCGCAGACCAAGCUGAACAAAUUUGGCAAUGUUUAGCAGAGCAAGGUGUAUUUGUUUCCGACCGUGAAGCAUGCUUCAAGUGGUUUUCGAAAUUAAUGGGGGAUGAACCAGAUCUUGAUCCAGCAAUAAACAAAGAUUUUUUCCAAAAUAAUAUAUUGCAACUGGAUCCGACAUUACUCACGGAAAGUGGUAUCAAGUGCUACGAACGAUUUUUCAAAGCUGUUAAUUCUAAGGAGGGGAAAUUAAAAUUGAAAAAAGGAACGUUUCUUAUGGAUGACGUUGACCUAAUUGGUACAGAAUACUUGUGGCGAGUUGUAACCAACAGUCCUGAAGAGAUUGCGAAUCGAGCCAUAGAACUAUUAAAAGAAGUAAAUACUAAUUUAGGACCACGACUUCAGUCAUCGGUUUUGGCGUUUCAUGUAACAUAUAUAGGGGAAUGUAUGGAUAGAUUGAAAGCACAUUAUGACACGGUGUCUGUUUUAAGUAAAGUAUGCCUCGAAGGAAAGGAGGAACGCGAGGAACAAAUGUCAAAUAAAAUUAAAAUAGAAGCUAUGAAAAUGUGUCGUGUUAUGAAGGUGUUACAAGAAUAUAUAAAUGAAUGUGACACUGCAUUUCCAGAAGAACGAAAAAUAUUGCCAUUGCAUAGAGCAGCUCGUGGGAAGCAUCUAUCUUUUAUACUUCGUUUUGCAAAUCCUGCAAAUCGUAGUGUAGACGACAUAGAUAUAUUCACGCAUACUAACGACACUUUGGGCUCGUUAAGGCGAAAAAUAUUGCGCAAAAUUAAAGCGAACGAAUCAAAUGUAAAAGUCGACUUAUUUCUUAAUGGAGAGACCUUGGAGCCUGCAGAUGACAGAAAACUUCUUUCUCAACCACCGUUCAGGGAUAAAAUGUUGUUAUCUGCAAAAUUCAGCCAAGUAAACAGCAACAUACCAAGUUCACCAGAUAGUAGUUCAGAUAGUUCCGCUAGUUCUCCACAUCAUCAGUAUGAUGGGCCAAAUGUAGAAGCAGAAAAUAACCUACCGGGUGUGGUUAUGUCCCAAAGAUCGCAGUAUGCUACGUUUUUCUUUCAAUUGGCAGAUCUUGGAUGUACUCUUCAACACGCGCAAUUACGCGACGGUGCACGAAACCUUCUACAAUUGGUGCCACCAGAUACUCUUACCGUAUCACGGUUACAGUGGUUAUUUGGUCAUUGUAAAGAUGGCGAUAAUAUAGAUAAUGCUCUUUGUAAUGAUCAGAACACUACAGUAGAUGCUUUAUUUUUUACUGCAAGUCCUAGCCAAGUUUUAUACAAUUUAGAGGUUUUAUAUAGUUUGUUAAUGCCAGCAUUAGAUCCAAUGUCAGAGAGAGUAUUUGAGUUUCAGUGCAAUUUCAUCAAGAGCGGCGAGGCUGGUGUUAUUCUCGACAUGUUAACUAAAAAUAAAUUUUUACCGAAUGCGGAUGAAACUACGAAACGGGCAGCGUAUCUGACCGUGUUAAAAUUAUGCAAACUUUUACUGACGAUAAUAGGUAACGUGAUGGCCUGUGUAAUGGACGAAGUGCAGCAAGCCGGAAACUCUGAGAAUCAUGAUAACCAUACUCACAAUAAUAGAGGUCCGGUGGCAGUUUUGAAACAGGCAUUGCAAAGUGUACCCAAUCAAAACACGGAAUUUACGUUAAGGAACGUGGCAGCAAAGCUAGCCCAACAUUUAGCGCGUCAAAUGUUAUGUGUAGGAACGGAAUCGGACAAAUGUCGGCAGCUUUUUAUGCAGGCCCUAUCCUGGGAGCUACCUAACGUAGCUACCAUUCGUGCCAUAAUUAGGCUAGCAUGGGCGGCGUCCACGGGUAAUUUGAACAACAUAAACGCAUCAGCCGAGAUGCUACACACGCUUCACGAAACGAAAGAGAAGGAAACAUCAAAUAACCCGGACAAUAAUGACGUACUAGUAUGUAAGGAGGCAUUGGAAAUUCUGACAAUCGCCUUGGUAUUGAAUCCAACUGCAUUAGAAUCAUUAUCAAGGGACAACACGUGGCACACGUUUUUGAUAGAUCUCGUACUCUUGAGUACGUCAAGGGUGGUUCGAAUGGCCGCGGCUGAACAGUUUUUUUUUAUAUCGACGUGGUACAGCAGUGGUCAUCAGCCAUUGCUAUUUGCGAUAACGUUACUUUUCAAUGUUUUGAACACCACCGUUAUGGAACACGCGAAACAGAGCCACGAGUACUUCCAGCUUUUGUGUAGAUUAUUGAAUUAUGCACACAUGUCUGGAUGUCCUCUUUUGACGGCCGACUCAUUGCUGAAUAUCGAGAUAGCCUGGUUGAAGAAAGUACGGGACAACGUUAAAGAAACUGGAGAAAGUCAAGUCGACGAAGCUGUCCUCGAAGGUCAUCUUGGUCUUACUAAAGAACUGUUGGCUUUUUUACCUCCCAGUAAAAAAUACGAGCUUGGUUCCGACGAGAAACACGGGGCUAAUUUAAUCAAAGAGCUGGUCGAAGAUUUUGUAUUCCCUGCAUCGCGUCUUAUGCUGCAACUUCGUAGCACUGGAGAGCUAAGCGCCUCGCAAGCGAGUCCAGUAUGCACGACUCCACAAUCUACUAGCGCGGCAUUUGAUUUACUUGUAGGUCUUUGUGUAGGCUGUGUACCUAACAUGAAACUUCUAGUCACAAUGCUCACUGAUAUGUUCUACUCUGAGAGGGACGAACCGCUAGUGGAAUGGGAUUAUUUACCACCGGUUGGGCUUAGGCCGUUAAAAGGUUUUGUAGGCCUGAAGAAUGCAGGCGCAACUUGCUACAUGAACUCAGUAUUACAACAAUUGUACAUGGUUGAAAGUAUAAGAAUCGGAUUGCUGGCUGCAGAGGGAGCAGCGACCGACUUAAACGAAGAUUUUUCUGGCGAGGAGAGAAUCGAGGGAGAACAAACGAUAGAAGCAAACGAUAACGACACGAACGAAGAAAAAUGCGGAGCCGAUGAAUCUAGAAAAGAAUACAAUAUUGGCAUUUUGAAACAAGUGCAAGCUAUCUUUGGUCAUUUAGCUUAUAGCAAAUUGCAAUAUUAUAUACCCAGAGGACUUUGGAAACAUUUUAAACUUCAAGGUGAACCUGUAAAUCUUAGAGAGCAGCAGGAUGCAGUAGAAUUUUUCAUGAGCUUGGUGGAAAGCUUAGAUGAGGCUUUAAAAGCUCUAGGUCAUGAACAAAUAAUGAGCAAAAUUCUCGGUGGUUCAUAUAGUGACCAGAAAAUCUGCAAAGGUUGCCCUCAUAGAUAUUCCAAGGAAGAACCGUUCAGUUUGAUAAGCGUGGAUAUCAGAAAUCAUAGUAAUUUACUGGAAUCUCUUGAACAAUACGUGAAAGGAGAAUUAUUGGAAGGUGCAGACGCUUAUCAUUGCGACAAAUGUAAUAAAAAGGUUGUGACCGUAAAACGGUUAUGUGUAAAGAAGUUGCCACCUGUUUUAGCGAUACAAUUAAAAAGAUUCGAAUACGAUUAUGAAAGAGUUUGUGCUAUAAAAUUUAAUGAUUAUUUUGAAUUCCCAAGAGAUUUGGAUAUGGAACCUUAUACUGUUUCUGGACUUGCUAAAUUGGAGGGAGAAGUUAUAGACUGUGAUUACGAAGAAUUAGUGAAAGGAACGUGUACUAAAUAUCAGUUAACUGGCAUUGUAGUGCACAGUGGUCAAGCUAGCGGUGGUCAUUACUAUUCUUAUAUUUUGCAUAGGCAAAGCGACGGUGUCGCUAAAUGGUACAAGUUCGAUGAUGGCGAUGUUACAGAAUGUAAAAUGGAAGAAGAGGAAGAAAUGAAGUCUCAGUGUUUCGGCGGAGAUUAUAUAGGAGAAGUAUUUGAUCACAUGCUGAAACGGAUGAGUUAUCGCAAACAGAAACGAUGGUGGAACGCUUAUAUGUUGUUUUAUACCAGAUUAGAUGUAGAAGAAAAUUCGUUAAUGAAAAGUGUUAAUGAAUUAUCAUUGUAUACGAAACUAGGAGUUAUGAAAAUGCCUCCAGCUAUCGAGUACAGUGUCAGAAAGCAAAAUAUAAAGUUUAUGCAUAAUCGAAAUCAGUUUAGCGCAGAAUACUUUCAGUUUAUCAAGAAACUUGUAUCUUGUAAUUCUCAUAACAUUAACAAACAAAAUAUGAACGAAAAACUUAGCCCGGAGCAAGAAGAACUCGCAAUGCUCUCUGUGCAAUUGUCGUCGAGAUUUCUAUUCUACACGGGAUUCCAUACUAAAAAGACAUUGCGUGGUAACGCAACCGACUGGUAUGAUAUCGUGUGUCAUCAUUUGCGCAGUAGUAAAUCAGUACGGUCCUGGUUUGCUCAUAACGUGUUAUUUAAUCAUCCACAUAGAUUUUGCGAGUACCUUUUGAGCUGUCCCAGUACUGAAGUUCGAACAGCUUUUCUCAAAAUUUUGGUAUUUCUUGCACACGUUUCCCUGCAGGAUGGCCCAUGCGUGCCGCCUAGUUUAAACGCACCAACCAUACUCUUGGAUCCAACUGCCACGCUUAGUGAUCAUUUGUUGCACGCAGUUCUUUCUUUACUUCAUCGUGAAAUCUCAGAUCAUGGCCGUCAUCUGUCACAUUAUUUCUCUGUGUUUCACACAUAUGCAUCGCUUGGUCUUGCCGAAAAGGCUCAGUUGCUUAAGUUAAAUGUUCCGGUUACGUUUAUGUUGGUCGCAAUUGACGAAGGACCUGGCCCUACAAUAAAGUACCACUAUCCCGAGCUAACUAAAUUGCAUCAAGUAGUUAGUAUGCUGAUACGUUGUUGUGACGUAUCAUCGAAAGCACAUUCGAGUCAUGCACAGUCAGGAGUAGCGCCUUUACCAAAUCCAUAUGGUGACCCAGCAUGUCAGAAUGAAUAUCUGAUGCCUAUUCAGCCGCAGGCAGCAGAUAUUCUUUUUGUUAAAAACAGUUACAUGAAGAAACUGAUCGAAGACGCUGACGUUAACGUUACCGAAGACAUAGUAAAAUUAUUACAAUAUUGUUGUUGGGAAAAUCCACAGUUGUCACGAACAGUUCUCAGUGAAUUAUUAUGGCAAAUUGGAUAUGCCUUUACGCACGAGUUGAAACAUCAUACGGAUUUACUACUCGCCAUGCUUCUAAUGGAAGAUUCAUGGCAGACGCAUCGUAUUCACAAUGCACUUAAAGGCGUCCCAGAAGAGAGAGAAGGUUUAUUCGACAUAAUACAGAGAAGUAAACAUCAUUAUCAAAAGAGAGCUUAUCAGUGCAUUAAAUGCAUGGUGCAGUUGUUCAACAAGUGUAGACUUGCGCAUGAACUUUUGCAUCACAGUCCUGAAUUAAAGAGAAAAUGGAUACAUGCUAUCGAGUGGCUUCACGAAGAACUCAAGAGACCAUAUGCAUCCGCGGCUCCAUUUGCUUCGCCCUACAGUAACUGGUCCCCACCGGCACAGUCUAACGAUUCUACGAAUGGAUAUAUUUUGGAGCGUAGUAACAGCGCGAAGAAAACAUUGGAGAGAGCAUACGAGCUUUAUCCAGACGAGGAACACGAAAUGGAAGAAGACACGACCGAAGAUUGCGCGGAAGAAGCUGUAAAAUAUCAGUCACGCAGACGAGUAACACGUGGUUUUAUAUUUGGACCUGAUGAUUAUCCUGACGUAACUCUGUUACAACAAGCGCAAGAGGAACGACAAGCUAGAACUCAGCCUAGACCGUCUCCGGUUCAUAGCCCUCUGUUCACCCAGGUCACGUUCUUUCCGCAAGCUCCUAACUUAGAUAGUCCACAGAACUGUGAGUCAUCGCAAAAUACCAGCCAGGAUCCAUAAUGAACGCUACAUAUUAACGUUCGACCAAGUUGCUGUCCCGGUGAAAACGUUUCAGAGUUUGUCGAUAUUACUGCGUCAGCAGCUUGGCGUCGAACGAUAGAGACAUCUGUACAGAUAAAACUCGCAGAUUUGUUCUUUUUUUUUUUUGCAACUGGUAUACACGAACUUGCAUUUUCAAUCUGCCAGUUUUACCGUGGACAGUUACUUUCAUAAGUGAUACGAGUGGUAUAGCCAUUUGCGCCAUUCAGGAAAAAAAGAACGAUGUUUAAAACAACAGGCGAUUACUAAAUAAGAACAGAAUUUUUAUGUAUUGAUUGAGGCAAGCAAUUCUCAUCGUGGUUUUUUCUUACUCCUAACGCUCGUGCAUCCUUCGUUUUAUUAUUAUUAAUGUUGUUAUUAUUAUUAUUAUUAUUAUUAUUAUUAUUAUUAUUAUUAUUUCCUUUCGCAUCUAUAUAAUUAUUUGAGCUUUCGAAUUUAAUAGAGGGACGUUUUGGUAGGAAGAAAAUCCUCCGAAGAGAUUUGACGGAACGCAAUGAAUUCAGCGAUUUAGCUAAGAAUUUUAUUUGCCUCGAUCGAUGCGUAUAAAUUUGAGUGUAAGAAUACGAUAAGAUUGUAAAAAUGUAUAGCGAAUAGUGUUAUGGAAUCCCGUCUCUGUCGAAUGGAAAACAAAGGUAUAAAAAGAAAAAGAACAUAACCUCCGUAUGUCUAUGUAAAUUUGUUACUAAUAAAAAGUUAAAAAAUGAAACUUUCUAACGACCGAAAGAUAAGGCUAUAAACGAAAAAAAAAAUAAUAAAGCAGCUUCAGAUUUAAUCGGAAUAGACGUAAUUAAAGAUUUACAAAAAGAGGAAGAAAAUUAUGCAUCUACGAAUAUUUGACUAUUUUAGUCUUUCGAGACGAAUCAAACGGAAACAAAUUUUUUUCUUGUACUUAAUGUCGAGCAUCAAAACGAAAAAGAAAGAAAGAAAGAAAAAGUAGAAAAAAUCACUUCUCUAUGCAGUGGUUUGAGCUGCUUAAGAAUAUAACAUACACCAAUGAUGCCUCCCAUUGUGCUUUCUUUUAGUUCAUCCAAUUUGAAGAAAAAAAAGAGUUGUGCCUUCGAUAUUGUGCGACUCCGUUUAUAUUUUUACGUAGAUAUUUAAGAAUCGAGUUAUUGCUUCGAAUUCGAUCGUUUAUGUCUUUUUGUCUGUUACGUAUUGAUUAUUCGUGCAGAAAUUGUAAGCAAGAAUUUGAUGGCGCUACGCGAGAUUCAAUCACGCGGUGCAAAACAAUUGUACGAAUAGAAUUACAAGCUUGCUAACGACAGGAUAUUUCUAAUUUCGAUCGUAGCAACGGAUACGAAGUGUGACAGACACGAAGUCGGUCUUUAGUCUUUUGUGUUUGAUUGUCGAGUAAUUAAGGAGUCGCGGUGCCGCGAGAAAGAAAAUAAGCCUUGUUCGAAGUCCAAAUUUUUACAAAAAAGGAAUUGAAGAAAGCGUGACGGUAGCGACACAAAAGGGUAUGGAAGCAAAAAUAAUAAACACUAAUUUGUAUCGUUCUAAGGUACGAUUCAUCGUUGAAAUAAAAAGGGCUGUGGUCUUUUCGCGCUCAUUGUGUAAAGCAAUUCAUACAUAAUUUUCAGUGUCGGUAAGAAAGGAACUAUUUUUAUUAGUUAUACCGCUCAUGCUACGAAUAUAAACGAAGAUACAGGAGGAUUAACGAACAGCAAACCGAACGAUCCUUUCCACUUUUUUAAUUUAUGAACUGGCCAUAGCUCUUGAUUUAUUAAAUAACAUGUGUUAUAUAUAUAGAUAUUAUAUAAAUAAUACUAAAGAGAGGAGUAAAGAGAGAAAUAAAAAGUCACGUAAAUAAUGGAGGGUGCGAAGCGAACCGUGUGUGUAUACAUAUAGGAAUUCGUGCGAAAAAUGAAGAAAACAAAAAAAACAAAAAUGAGAAAAACCAACGACUAUGUCAAGACACCAGGAAGUAAACGACAUAUUGAUUAUUGUUCGUAUUUAUCAAAUAUCCACGUUAAACAGUGUACCAAAUUAUAUAAUAGCUACUCUAUCGAUUAAAAUAAUAAUAAUAUUAAUAAUAAUAAUAAUAAUAUUAAUAAUAAUAAUAAUGGUACCUAAUCUUACUCAGACAUGUACAUAUGCAACUGCUUUUUAUAUGUGAUAAAAAAAAACGUUAUUAUAUUCCUAUUAUACAUUGAGGUUAGUAAACGCUAUUGUAAAUCCUGGUUUUUUGUACACAGACUGUAUGCUAAGUUCUAAUUCUUUUGUUAACGGAAGAGAAUUGUAGUCUAUAAUUAUUUAAUAAUUUAAUUAUAUCGGUAAAAAAGUAAGCGUAAAACACGUCUUGUAUGAUAUAUAUUAUGAACAAUUUGAAUAUUUUCAACAAAUCAGAAUCACGUUUUAACCCAUUAAUUCCCAGAGCUCGACAAAUAUAUUAUUUUCAAGAUAGUACUCUCUAAUAUAGGCCAGAACACGUGCAAGCGGGUAAUUAACACGCAGACCUGUAUAGGGUUUAUAGCGAACAAAUAACGUUCAAAUUUGUUCCAUCUAUAAGCGAUUAUCAUUUUGCAGCUCUGUUAAGAAAAUUACCGUUCACGCAAUAUCGCGUGUACGAUCUCUAAAACUCGAUCAUACGAAAUCGUGUUUAUUCCAGUUUUCUAAUCACGCGGUAUCGCGUGUACUAUAAAUUUUAAAUCACGCGAUAUCGCGUGCAUCCUCGAUGUUGCGGCACGUAAAGACGGACUCCGCUCCCUUGGUCCGACCGUGUUGAAACAAAUAAAGUAUUUAUGAUAUUAAAUAAUUAACAAGAAAGAGAAAUUUAUAAUUAUAAAAAACAUAGCAAUUUUGGGUAUUAAUGGGUUAAGUGGUCGAACCUCGAAUGUUUUGUGUCAUGUAUCUGAUUACUAUAGUGUUCGUCUAUUAUUAUUAUUUUCCUCUGUUCUUUUUUCUCAUUUCUUAUUAUUUCGUUUUUUCUUUCGAACGACCGAUGAUGAUGGAAGGUAUAUAGAAGAGGACACGAAAUGUCACACAGCCAGGCACAUGGUUCUAACUCAACGAUAUAAAAAGAAAAAAAAAAAACUAUUGUUCGAAUAAUCGUGAUUUCAUCGAACUUGUCGCGUGCACUACUUUUACCAAUUAUUAUUAUCACGAAUAUGUGUGCUAAGAAGUGACGGAUCCACGAGAGUCGAUCAACAUCCGCAGCCAUCUUCAUUGCGGCGGUAAUUGCGAAAUUUAAACGCGCUCGAUUUUUGUAAUAAACGAACAAAAAAUAUCGAUAAAGUGUCUCUUUUUGCGAAGAGCAUUAGAAAAAAAAAAAAUAAAAUAAAAAGAACAACGACAAAUCGAAACCAAAAGAAAAAGCAAGAAAUUUUUAAACGUUGAAAGCGAUUGAUACGUUUAAGGGGGUAUUCUAGUGUAGACCCCGAUACGAUCUUGCAGAAUUAAAUUCAAGAGAUUAUUAAACGUAGCAAGUUUUGCAUGUAUAUUUAUAUAUAUAUAUAUUUAAAGUAAUACUACAAAUUUUUAUAAAAUAUUGUAUUAAAAAUUGUAAGAGUUACAAAAGUGUGCGAUAAAUUUAAUAUCGUUUUGUGAUAAAUGACUUUAAAGUCUAUCGUUUGUUUUCUGGUUGGAAUAAUUUAUUUUUCAUUAGUUUCGAACAUUUUGAUGUAUAGAUAUCUUUGAAACUUGUGCAAGAGAAAAUAAAUUAGAGGAAGAUAUCUCGAAAACUGAAAUCUGUUUAGUUCUUUCACGAGAUUUUACGGUGACAUGUUAGAAACACAGUUUCGAGAUUCUGAGAAAUUACAAAAUGGGGAAAUUUUUGAUCGGUUGUACUAGAAUACCCUCUUGAUCGAGAAGCAUCACGAAUCAAAAUCAAAGGCAAUCGCAUGCGAGGAAGAAAACAAAAGGGUACUACAGCUGUACAGUUUAUAUAGAGAAACGAUGCGAGAAAUUAGGGGAAAAGAGAAGAAAUAUAUAAUAUAAUUCGAAUCUUUCGCGAUGAACUUUCUCGAAAUGUGAAAAAGAAAAAAGAGUCUCCCUCGUCGAUGUUCGUUUAGUUUUUAGUUGUAAACGGUAAUUUUAUGUACUAACUCGAUCGACGCUCUAGUCAGUAAAAUUAAAUAAAGGAGAUUAACGAACCUCGUUCGAUUCAGUAGUGUAUCUCUCGACAGUUCUCUCUCUUUCUCUCUCUCUUUUUUUAUUUAAAAUGUCGCUCGUUCUUUUAAAUUUUUUGCCAAGAUCUCGUAAGAUCAGUAACUAAAGUCACAGCUUAACUGUUUUUUUAUUUCAGAAAUUUCGGAAUCUGAUAAUUCGGAAAUUUAUAAAAUCGAGGCUGAGCCUCGUCAGAAAGUAGAUAAUAAAAUUACUCGAUAAAUUGUAAUUCGCUCAGGGUAGUUUUACAUUGUUGAAAUUUGAUUCGUUCAAAAAGUUGAACAUACAUUUCGUCCGAAGUUUUGCAAUGAAUUUUAGCGAUAUUACCCUUGUCGUCGUUUUUACUUCGAUGUUCCGACGUAAUCUUGACCUUUUCGUACAGAUAUUUCAUUUUUUUGCUAUCAAAUCACUUUUAGAUUAAAAUCGCCGGAUAAAAAAUUUACUUUUUUCGUGGAACCUUGAAUUUUACGAUUACUCACUGAUUAAUUAACCGAUUGUAAUACUAUGUCGCAAUUUUUUUACAAAGAUUAGUGAGAUUGCUGAUCUAAAUCGAUUCGGUCUGACAUACUUCUUCCUAACACAAACUGAAAAAUAUUUCAGAAUAUUGUUUUAUAACACGAUAUAUAAAAAGUGAUGACGAAAAGCGAUUUUAAAAAAUGAAAUUGGUGCAUCUAGCAGCGUACAACUAUCGCAAAAGAAGGUACAGCGUAGUCUCGAAGUUUGCGUCUUGCUACGCACGUCUGUUUCUACUGCGGCGACAAACUCUAUGCAAAGGAUCGGCUUCCCUUUAUAUUCGAUCGAUGAAAUCGACGUUGAAAUGACGAAAUAACUAUGAUCGUACUGGAACUUAGUUCUUAGAUAAGAGGCAGUUAUGUAAAGUUGAAAGAAACGAUGGCUCGAUGACUGGAAAAAUUUUCUGUCCACCACUCGUUCAACGAAUGUCCGAACAUGAUAAACGAAAAAACGGUCGUGCGAUUAAAAAUUUCGCCAGACAUGUCUGUAAGUUGUCGAUAUCGAGCCAAUCGGAUUUUCUAGCUGGCGGAUUCAAAAAAUGUAAAAAGUGCGUAUCUGCGUUGUCCGACAAACGAUUUCGUUUUUUUUCUCUUUCUUCUGCCGCUCACGAGUUUUCUUUGCGUAAUUGAAUUGUUUACGAUUUUUUUUAUAAUUACACGUGCACCGUUUCGCAAAGUUCAAGAGCGAGAGCAAGAGAGACAAGACACUUUUUUGCAACGAGACUCUGCAACUACUCUUAUCGGGUGAUACGAGUUCAACAGACAGUGCGACGACCAUAAUUGCGUUCAAUUUACAAGAAUGUUACAUUUCUAAUUACUUCUUUUUUUAUUCAGAAAACUGUUAGGUUGGUGCAUAGGCUUUCGAAACAUCGAAACUGAUGUAAUUUGAUGACAUGAAAGUGUCAUGAAAUGGUAUUUGUGAUAUGUCGAUUUGUGACUUAACGAAGUUGACUACAUAAGCUUCUCAUAAAUUUUUUUAAUAGGAAUCGGCUGAUUAUCAGAAAGCUGUAUAAUACGCAAAGGGAUUAUAAAGAGAUUAGUAGUUUUAUAUUAGAUAUACUAUCGAAUUUACAAGCCUUUUCGUUAAGCCUCAAAUUGAUGUAUCAUAAGCGGUACAUUAUGUCAUCAAAUUACAUUACAAAUAUUCUGAAAUCGUUGUACAACUGGCGCCAUUUGAUAUUCAUCAAACCACGCAGGUACUUUCGCUGAAUUCUAAGCUCUAAGCUAACAUGUCAUAAGUGGUUCGAUACUUUGAUGUUAUCUUCGAAAUCCGACGCGUCAAUCUAAUAUGUGAUCUCGUUAAAAAGUACGAAACAAUUCGACAGAAUACGAUACUCGUUCAACGCUGUCCUAUAUUAGGACGAAGCCAAAGAAGAUUUUUCGAGUACGGUGGACUCGAGGGCAGUCCGUUCGUCAGCGCACUAAAAUCGCUUUCGUGUCGAAUCGAGAUAAAUCGGUGUGCGACGACACCCUUGAACCCACGGUGUAGAAACCAGCCUUUUCGUCAUUCAUCCGUUCGAAGCGUGAAACGAUUGCGAAUAGAUUCGACGACGAUACCGAUCUGUUGAGUCAAUCGUCUCUCGGUUAUCAAUUACAACAGAAGUCUGCGAACUUCGAACUUCUCGGCCUCCGUGCAAACAAUCCGGUUCGUUUACACAGACGAACUUUACGUUUCGAACGCGAGACUAUUACGCACGAAACGGAAGCUUAUGGUAGUCACCAUUUCGCACACUUUUUAUGGUUACGUAGCUCACUAUCGUACUGUUACAUAUUCGUGCGAACGACGUAGGACACAGGAUACCUCAUAUAUCACGUAUUAGACAUUCAUGUUUACAAAUUUACAAAGUUUGUGAAUUCUUCGAUUUACGAACUUCCAAAAUUUACAAAUUCCUAAAUUUAGAAAUCUUUCCUGUUACCAAAUUGAUCGCUAAGAUCUCCUAGUCUCCAAAUUUCUGAAUCUACAAAUUUUCAAUUCCCUAAAUCCCUAUAUCCCCAAAUUCUUAACUCCUCGAAUCUAGAUUCGAGACUCCUCCAGAUUUCUAAAUCUCGAAAUUCCCAGAUCGAUUUCCUAAAUUAAACCUGGAAACUCGCGAAUAUUCAGAAGGCAGUGUGCCUAUCGAAACGUUGACACUGUUACCGAAUCUAAGUAGCCCAGCCCAUAGGGAAAAUAGCUAGGGGAAUGGGCGUAAGAAAGAGAAAGAGAGAGGACGCCAUUAAGCGUAAUCGAAUAACGUUUUAAAGAGAAAUGCAUCGAAGCUGACCGAUCACGUGGUUCCACGAUAACGUUGGUUUUCUAAUCGGCGCAUUUACGAGAGCAUUUUACUUACUCGAAGUCGAAUCGCAAACAAGAGUUAACGGAGUCUGUGAUCCUUCGGAUGCGUUACGAGAAAGGGAAAUAGAAUCGAUGCGCCCUAUUAUUAUAUAUAUUUAUGGUCCCUCGCAGACGUUCAAUGAUAUAAAUAUUAAUUAAGAUUGUAUAUUAUCGAAUCGAUGGCGUUUAUCGAUGGUGUUUCCCUCUAACGGGUCGCAGACUUUCGUACGAUUUGGGGCUCUUACCAUUUUUUUCUUUUUUCUUUCGAACGACACUAUUCACCUCGUGCGUCUCCGACGUGAAAAGCUUCGUCGCCCCUGACAAUUUUUUCUGUAUUAUUUCUAACAGAAAUGUAAUAAAGUACGAUUUAAACGGAA
This is a messenger RNA of Megachile rotundata (alfalfa leafcutting bee), 15511 nucleotides long. It is a transcript of the gene faf, whose product is annotated as ubiquitin carboxyl-terminal hydrolase-like faf. Gene Ontology annotation, molecular function: cysteine-type deubiquitinase activity. NCBI's taxonomy places the organism in Eukaryota, Metazoa, Arthropoda, Insecta, Hymenoptera, Megachilidae. Gene Ontology annotation, biological process: protein deubiquitination; cell migration. The record is from RefSeq and is a predicted model, not a curated record. Gene Ontology annotation, cellular component: nucleus; cytosol.